CUUACCCUCCCUUUUCAUAGAUAUUUUUUCUGCAGUGCAGUAAUUGUCAUCCAUACUGAAAGUGCGACAUAAUUAUUAGCAAAAAUGCGCUUCCUUUCAGCAGUAGCGGCAUCAUUUGCCUUGGGGGGAGUUGCCAAUGCUCUCACUUCCUCUCUACAACAAGUCACUGGCUUCACCUCGACUCCCACGGGAGCUAAGAUGUAUAUCUACGUUCCGACGACAAAGAAAACAUUGGCACCAAUCGUCGUAGCUAUUCACUACUGUCAGGGAACAGCACAGGCAUACUUCUCUGGAUCCCAGUAUGCCAACUAUGCUGAUACCUAUGGCUACAUUGUUAUAUACCCCAAUUCGCCUUCUAGUGGCGGCUGCUGGGAUGUAGCUUCAACUGCAUCUCUUACCCACAACGGCGGCGGCGACAGCCAGACGAUCGUAAAUAUGGUUAAUUACGCCGUGAGCCAUUAUGGUGGUGAUGCAAGCCGAGUUUAUGUCACUGGAAGUAGUUCAGGCGCAAUGAUGACCAAUGUUCUCGCUGGUGCAUACCCCGAUGUCUUCAAAGCCGGCAGCGCAUACUCUGGAGUCCCAGACGGAUGUUUCUACGUCGCAGGAUCGACUGCAAAUAUGGCGACUCCGGGUUGGAACAACCAAUGUGCAAAUGGACAGCUAGUGAAGACUGCCCAACAGUGGGGAGAUCAAGUACGAGGCUAUUACCCUGGAUAUACGGGUCCAAGGCCCAAGAUGUUACUCUGGCACGGAACUGCUGACUCCAUUCUACUCUAUCCCAACCUUGCUGAAGAGCUUAAGGAAUGGUCAAAUGUUCUUGGCGUCUCCCAAACGCAAAGUAUUGCCAACAAUCCGCAAUCAGGAUAUACCAAGUUGGUAUACGGCGAUGGCUCAACUCUUGUCGGCUACUCUGCCCAAGGCGUGGGACACACUGUUCCCAUCCACGAGACUGUUGACUUGGCUUGGUUCUGCAUUUCUACUACCUGCGCCGAUACCCCUCCGCCUGUAAGCUCGACGGGUUCAACUGGCCCGACAAGUGUAGCCACAACUAGCCCACCAGCUGCUACGACAAGCUCGACCCCACCAUCGGGAGGAACUAUAGCUCAUUGGGGGCAAUGCGCUGGAAUUGGAUGGACAGGCUCGGGAACUUGUGAAGCAGGGACAACUUGCAAAUACUCGAACGACUGGUAUUCUCAGUGCUUGUAAGAAGAGCCUUUGACAAGAUGUUAAAUAUCACGGUGCAUAAUGCGGACUUGAGUGUUGUCUAUACGGAGCGUAACCUGGCUUGCACCCUGAUUAUGACAUAUUUGCAGAAAGUCGAGCAAGACCCAAAUGAUUCGUUCGUUGGUAUGCUGCGAAAUGGAUAAGCAGUUCAGGAUAAUGGCCAAAUCUUCUUCGGGGUCUAUCAAUCGCCAACACCUCGUAGACAUUGUUUCCCUUCACUACUGUUAAGCAGUUCAAUUAUAAAUAGG
Messenger RNA from Pseudogymnoascus verrucosus, 1472 nucleotides. RefSeq lists its product as uncharacterized. The transcript is spliced from 4 exons. Gene Ontology annotation, molecular function: hydrolase activity; cellulose binding. Gene Ontology annotation, biological process: carbohydrate metabolic process. Lineage: Eukaryota; Fungi; Ascomycota; Leotiomycetes; Thelebolales; Thelebolaceae. The coding region runs from base 85 to 1206 and encodes 373 amino acids. Gene Ontology annotation, cellular component: extracellular region. The record is from RefSeq and is a predicted model, not a curated record.